Candidula unifasciata is the source of this 441-nucleotide messenger RNA. The record is from the annotation of a GenBank genome assembly. Lineage: Eukaryota; Metazoa; Mollusca; Gastropoda; Stylommatophora; Geomitridae.
AUGAGCUCAUACGUUCCAAAAUGCACAUCUGACAGCAGAGGUUUUCAGGGAGUCAGUUACACCUGCGAUGACCAGGGGUCAAUGAUUCUGGCAGAGAAGCACCAGAAGCAUUUCAAGGGCAAAUUUAAGUUGAGGAGACGCGCCAGACGAUUGCUGGCAGGCAUUAGUGAACUAGAUUUUGAUGCGGUGGCGUUAUUUUGUGAGUACACUUCGGCUCACGGAUUCAGGUGCGCCACCAGCCCUGAGAGGAAUAGAGUCAUCAAGUCUCUGUGGAAGGUGGGCAUCUUGGUGUCGCUAACGCUGAUGAUCUGGGGUUUGAUUCAACUAGGGGGAAACUACUGCAGCUACCCUGUGAAGACUUUGCUAGACAUCAAAUAUGUCAGUGUGCUCCCUUUUCCCGCUGUGACUUUGUGUAAUCUUCACCGAUUUGAUUACACGUGA